AUGUCCUCCAUCACCAAUGAUGCAGCCUCUGCACGAGCCGCGCAGAUUCCACAAUUCUUGAACAAACUUCUCGCAAUGGUCGACGAUCCGUCCACCGACCGUUUCAUCAAAUGGUCAGACGACGGCACGUCUUUCUAUGUCUUCAAUCCAGACCAGUUUGCAAAAGAACUCCUUGGUACCUACUACAAAACCGACGCAAGCGCCUCCUUCGUUCGUCAAUUGAACAUGUAUGGCUUCCACAAGGUGCCGCACGUCCGGCAAGGUGCGCUCAAGACGGACAAACAAGCCCAGGCAUGGCACUAUCGCAACGACAACUUUCGUCGCGGCAGACCAGAUCUCCUACCGUUCAUCACUCGCAAGGGAAAGUCUGUCGUCAACGCCGGCAACGCCAAUCCCAGUAACCUGGCGCUUCAGUCUAUCAAGCAGCCGGACAACGAUGGCGACCUGGAACUCCUUUCCAAUAAUUUCAACGCCAACAUUCAGUCCAAUACCGGUGCAGAGAUUACCCGUGGGUCGCCCAAGAAUAUUGACAUGAACCAAAUCAUCAACGGUCUCGCCACCAUCAAGAGACACCAGACCCUUAUCUCGGACAAUCUCAAAGAGCUACAGUCGUCCAACCAGGCUCUCUGGCAGGAAGCCAUGGAGGCCCGCGAACGCCACCGUAAACACCAAGACACAAUCAAUCGCAUUCUCAAAUUUUUGGCCUCGCUCUUCCAGGGAACCUCUUCGACCCCAAUAAGGUCGAACAGCAUGAAUGGUUCAGAUGCUGGCACGCCUAUACCCACUGUUCCGAGGGGGAGGCUGUUGAUUACAGAUGGAAAGCACGCGGACGAGGAGAAUGACGACCUCGUGUCAACGCCCAAAAGCAGUAUUCGGAUGGAAGAGGUUGAAGAUGAACAAUCGAUAAGUGGACAAGGCCCGACCGUAGAAACACCAAAGUCUGGGAUCGAUACACCCAAAGUUCAAACACAAAACGGGUUCUCCGCUGUUAGUCCUUCUCAAUAUCCCUUUCCUGAUUCAUCAGGCACAACACCCAACACGUAUAUCCCUCCUGCUGACACUUGGAAAAUGCUCCAAUGGCUCCAGCAAAACCAAAUUCCAAUUCCCGGCGUAACGUAUCCCAUCGUGAAUCCACAAACCCAUAAUGGUGCGUUGGCCACUGUCCCCCCAGCGGGCAUGAACAUCAAUCCAUUAGCAUUUGGCAACAUGUUUGCAAACAGUGCAGAUAUGAGUGGCCUCUCAAACCCUACUGCGUCGUACAACCCAACAGGCGCGACACCCAACUGGACGAAUGCGGGCACCUACAAUCCGGCAAUGCUUUCAAACGGACAAGCGGCCAUCAACGCCCUCGGCCUACCGUAUACGGACAAUAACCAGCUCUUCAAUUCCUUUUUGCCACUCGCCAACGUGGCAAGCGAGCCACCUCCGUCAGUCUCUGUCGAGCAAGUCUCCCAGCGUACAGACAAAUUGGACCAGCUAUCCACGAGUGUUGAGGCGAUGCAACAAGGUAUCGACUCGCUCAUCCAAGGCAUGGGCCUCGAUCCGCUCUCCGCCGCAUCACUCCAAGUCGGCGCCGACCCAGCACAUGCAAUCUCAAACACACAGCCAGGGAUACCGCUCAGCGGAGCAGCGACGACGACGACGACGACGACGACAAAUGGAAUGUCAUCUCAUGGGAACGGACCUUCUGGACAGGCACCGGAGCCGAUGUAUCCAAUGGACCCACUUGACUUUGACCUCGAUGCGCUCUUGAAGCACAUUGGCGAAAAGGCGGCUGGAAAUACCCCACCGGCAGACUACACCUCUCUCGCAGGUGACUCGACAUUUCACCCACUCUUUUUCGACAAUCCCUCGGGACUUGACGCCAAUGGUGCGGCUGGACAGCAUCACAUUGACCCGACUACGACGACGAACAAUGUCUUUGAUUCGAUUGGAAGAGCGAGUUCGGUUACGACAGGCGGGAUGAGCGAGAGUCCCGUCUCGACGAGGCGUGAUAUCUCUGUUGAACCUGGAAUAGAGGGCUCGUCCCAAUUCGACCUUGCAAACUCUGCGGAUACGACGUCGAUGGUGACUGAUGCUGGAGGGAAUGGUGGUCGACAGCGGAACAAGAAGCGCAAGCUCGAGGACAAUUCGGCCCCUGUCGCUCCUCCUCAGCGGCAAGCAUCUUCGGGGGGUACUCGGUCGACAAAGCGGAGGAAAUGA
Molecule: messenger RNA, 2202 nt
Organism: Serendipita indica DSM 11827
Lineage: Eukaryota; Fungi; Basidiomycota; Agaricomycetes; Sebacinales; Serendipitaceae
Source: the annotation of a GenBank genome assembly